Molecule: messenger RNA, 1147 nt
Organism: Labrus mixtus (cuckoo wrasse)
Lineage: Eukaryota; Metazoa; Chordata; Actinopteri; Labriformes; Labridae
Product: caveolin-2-like
Exons: 3
Coding region: 361-819 (152 amino acids)
Biological process (GO): caveola assembly
Cellular component (GO): caveola
Molecular function (GO): molecular adaptor activity
Source: RefSeq, a predicted model, not a curated record
GGUAGAUUUUUAUUAACAAUGCCAUUAACGAUGGUGACAGGGCAUUUCUUGUGCAGGUCUUAAUGAGACUCUCCAUGUAGUGUGUCACAUGGAAAGUGUCACUGACAACAUGCCUUUAAAAGCCAAUAAAGGCAUUCCUCAACAAGGAGCAAGGAGGUCAGCUCUCCACUAUGUUCCACCUGGGUGUCAGAGACGAACCCUGCAGAAGUUAUAGCUGUAAGCCAUCCUCCUGCUACACCCUGCACAUCCUCUACAUUUCCAAAAACAUGAACACAGAAGCCAACCGAGCUGGGGCAAGCUCAGAUUAGUUGAGGUAUCGAGGAUCAAGGAUUAAAAGAGAAAGGACCAGCAGGGGAAGGGAUGGAGGUCAAAGUGGACGUGCAGUCUGAAGAGAUGAAUUCUAACCACAGUGACACAAGCCAGGCUCUGAUUCAAGACAGGGAUCCCAAGAGAAUCAACAAGAGUCUCAAGGUCACGUUUGAGGAUGUGAUUGCAGAGCCUCCCUCUGUGCAGAGCUUUGAUAAAGUAUGGCUGUGGAGUCACGCCCUAUUUGAGGUGGCCAGGUUGUGGUUCUACCGUUUCAUCUCCCUCCUGCUGGCAGUACCACUCUCACUGGCUGCAGGGCUCCUCUUCACUGUGCUCAGCUGCCUCCACAUCUGGUUGAUCAUGCCCUUUGUGCAGCUCCUUCUUAUUAACAUGCACUGGAUCAGGACGGUGUGGAGCAGCAUACUGAACAUUCUCAUCAGCCCCUACUUUAGCAGUAUUGGAAAGUGCUGUGGCCGGAUCACCAUCCAUCUGGAAAGACAUGAAGACAGAUAGAAAAACCCACUGUAGAGAUAAUUGGUUAACACAAAGAGAGAACAAGCGAGUGGGAACAGAUUGCAUUUGAAUUCUUUAUAGAUUAUUUAUAUUGCACCAUAAUUGUCAGUGAUUAUCUUUUGGUUGAUUGUCAUGUGUGGACAUUUGGUACAAAACUAAUUCAUACAAAUGUACAGAAAGAGAAAUAAAAUGUGUAUAAAAGCUGCAAAAAUAAAUGAUUUAUAUUUAUUCGCCGAUCAUUUAAAUGUACAUACUGUAGAAAGACCAACCAACAUAAUUACAUUGAUAUUGACAUAAAUAUAAAUAAACAUUUGCUUGUAAUAUACCA